UUUCUGGUUAAUUUUGUAAAUUUUAAAUUACUUGCAAGACAGUCUCCUGAGUCUCAAAGUUCAAUCAAUUUACGGAUUAGUCAUUGAAAUUUUUACAAGAAAACAAGGAAGAAAGCAGGCGCACGUAAUGUCGAACAUUUCAUUGACAAUUGAUCCACCGGAGGUGGAUGAUCGCGAGGAGGAGGAAGCCAAAUGGAUGCAACUGUACUUCCAGCAGUUCUCCAGCGAAAGGCUGGUGAAAUCAAGCCCAACUGACGUAGAUGAAGCAUUUCCAGCGGAAGCGAUGGCAGGCAGAAACCGCAGGGCCUUGCGGCCAGUUCCACAGGGCAGCCGGCGCCGCCGUUCUCGGCGUCUCUCAGGCCUACGACUCCGUGGGGCAGGUAACCGCCGCCUCUUCCCCAAUAUUGGACGUGUGUUUCGUGCACGGAAUCCCCUCGGACGCUUCCAUCGACUGCAUCGAGUACGCGACAUCAGUUCGGACGAUAAUCUAGGCGCUGAUGUUCUGGCCCGUGCUGGUUAUGUGUAUCGCGCACGCUGAUGAAACCGAUGACCUCGAGCUUCUUUUCCAUGAAUAAAGAAAAUUAUUGCAA
Messenger RNA from Drosophila guanche, 590 nucleotides. RefSeq lists its product as uncharacterized. Lineage: Eukaryota; Metazoa; Arthropoda; Insecta; Diptera; Drosophilidae. The transcript is spliced from 2 exons. The record is from RefSeq and is a predicted model, not a curated record. The coding region runs from base 128 to 538 and encodes 136 amino acids.